Messenger RNA from Mesitornis unicolor (brown roatelo), 355 nucleotides. RefSeq names its product cytochrome b561. The annotation marks the transcript as partial. Gene Ontology annotation, molecular function: oxidoreductase activity. The record is from RefSeq and is a predicted model, not a curated record. NCBI's taxonomy places the organism in Eukaryota, Metazoa, Chordata, Aves, Mesitornithiformes, Mesitornithidae. Gene Ontology annotation, cellular component: lysosomal membrane. The transcript is spliced from 4 exons.
CCCAAGAGCGAUAACGGGCUCCUCUCCGCAGGUGUCGUUGCUGUCUUCGAGUCCCACGGGAGCAGGGGCAUCCCCCACAUGUACAGCCUGCACAGCUGGUGCGGGAUGGCCGCCUUCGUGCUCUACCUCCUGCAGUGGCUCCUGGGCUGUGGUUUUUUCCUGCUCCCCCGUGCCUCCCUUGCGCCGCCCAGCCGCGCCGCCUGCUUGCUGGGCAUCACUGAGAUGCUCCUCUUCAACAUCAGGGACUCCUACAGCCACUUCGUGCCCGAGGGGGUCCUGGCCAACACCCUGGGGGUGCUGCUGGUGGCUUUCGGGCUGGUGGUGGGCUACGUGCUGACGCGGGACGAGUGGAAGC